CCCUCCCUUGACACUAGUGGGGACGCGCCGUCCACUCCAGUUGGCCGCUCGGGCGCUGGCCGGGUCCCCCAAAUCCUUAGAGAGUGUAUAGAACACCUUCCGUGGACUUCGACAAGGGGUUCGCACUGAAAGUGGGUCAGGACGAAGACCAGAACCACACUCUGCCACCACUUCGUUCAACCACUGAGGCGACCCCAAAGGUUUGCCAACUUCGUGACCCGGCCAUUGGCGGGGUCACCCGAAGCGGUGGAAGCUGCUCAGAGAGGGGAGAACUGCGACCCGGGUGAAGGAGUCCCGCCAGAAGGAUUCUGUCUAUUGCAAUAGGGACCGAGAGCGGCGCCAAACGACACCCCCUCAGCGGCCACUGCCCCGGCGGCAGCAGCUGCAGCAGCGGCAACUGCGCGCAUCCCGGCCCCGGCUCGGGUUACUCCCCUCCUCCUCCUCCAGCAUCUCGGGCCAGACAGGGAAGACCUUGUUCAAGUUUGUCGCGAGUACUUUCUCCGGUGCGAAAAACACAGUGUCUGGAAACACUUUGCGACCUACCUCUUUCCCGCGCCUCCCACCUCUGCGCCUAAGCGAAGACUCCCAAGUAUUGCUUUCUUCUGGGACACUGCUUGGAGGUUAACUGCGCGGGUUUGGAACAGAUUUUGUAUCUUGGCUGGCGUUGAGCGAAGGCCGUGGGGGAAAAGGUUGCGCUGAGAAUCUCAAGAUCUUGGGACUUGGGUUGUUCUUCAGGAAAAAAAUGAUUAUUUCUUUGAAUUCAUGCCUGAGCCUUGUCUGUUUACUGCUGUGCCACUGGAUUAAGACAGCAUUGCCUCUGAAUCUUGAAGACCCUAAUGUGUGCAGCCAUUGGGAAAGCUAUUCAGUAACUGUGCAAGAGUCAUACCCGCAUCCCUUUGAUCAGAUUUACUACACCAGCUGCACUGACAUCCUAAACUGGUUUAAAUGCACACGGCACAGAAUCAGUUAUCGGACUGCCUAUCGACAUGGGGAAAAAACUAUGUAUAGGCGCAAAUCCCAGUGUUGUCCUGGAUUUUAUGAAAGCAGGGACAUGUGUGUCCCUCACUGUGCUGAUAAAUGUGUCCAUGGGCGCUGCAUUGCUCCAAACACCUGUCAGUGCGAGCCUGGCUGGGGUGGGACCAACUGCUCCAGUGCCUGUGAUGGUGAUCACUGGGGGCCUCACUGCAGCAGCCGGUGCCAGUGCAAAAAUAAGGCUCUGUGCAACCCCAUCACAGGGGCCUGCCACUGUGCUGCAGGAUUCCGGGGCUGGCGCUGUGAGGACCGCUGCGAGCAGGGCACCUAUGGUAACGAUUGUCACCAGAAAUGUCAGUGCCAGAAUGGAGCUACCUGCGAUCAUGUCACAGGGGAAUGCCGUUGCUCACCAGGAUACACUGGAGCCUUCUGUGAAGAUCUCUGUCCUCCUGGCAAACAUGGCCCACAGUGUGAGCAGAGAUGCCCCUGUCAAAAUGGAGGAGUGUGCCAUCACGUCACUGGAGAAUGCUCUUGCCCUUCUGGCUGGAUGGGCACAGUGUGUGGUCAGCCUUGCCCUGAGGGUCGCUUUGGAAAGAACUGCUCCCAAGAAUGUCAGUGCCACAACGGAGGGACAUGUGAUGCUGCCACAGGCCAAUGUCAUUGCAGUCCAGGAUACACAGGGGAACGGUGUCAGGACGAGUGUCCUGUUGGAACCUAUGGGGUUCGCUGUGCUGAGACCUGCCGGUGUGUCAAUGGAGGGAAGUGUUACCAUGUGAGUGGCGCAUGCCUCUGUGAAGCCGGCUUUGCUGGUGAGCUCUGUGAGGCUCGCCUGUGUCCAGACGGGCUCUAUGGCAUUAAAUGUGACAAGCGAUGUCCCUGCCAUCUGGACAACACUCACAGCUGUCACCCCAUGUCUGGAGAGUGUGCCUGCAAGCCGGGCUGGUCGGGACUCUACUGUAAUGAGACAUGCUCUCCUGGAUUCUACGGGGAAGCUUGCCAACAAAUCUGCAGCUGCCAAAAUGGGGCUGACUGUGACAGUGUGACUGGAAAGUGCACCUGUGCCCCAGGAUUCAAAGGAAGUGACUGCUCCACCCCAUGCCGGCAGGGCACCUAUGGGAUAAACUGUUCCUCUCGCUGUGGCUGUAAAAACGAUGCUGUCUGUUCUCCUGUAGAUGGGUCUUGUACUUGCAAGGCAGGCUGGCACGGGGUGGACUGCUCCAUCAGCUGCCCCAGUGGCACCUGGGGCUAUGGCUGUAACUUAACAUGCCAGUGUCUCAACGGGGGAGCCUGCAACACCCUGGAUGGGACCUGCACGUGUGCACCUGGAUGGCAUGGGGAGAAAUGUGAACUCCCCUGUCAGGAUGGUACGUAUGGGCUCAACUGUGCUGAGCGCUGUGACUGCAGCCAUGCAGAUGGCUGCCACCCCACCACGGGACAUUGCCGUUGCCUCCCUGGAUGGUCAGGUGUACACUGUGAUAGCGUGUGUGCUGAGGGACGCUGGGGUCCCAACUGCUCCCUGCCUUGCUACUGUAAAAACGGGGCUUCGUGCUCCCCAGAUGACGGCAUCUGUGAGUGUGCGCCAGGAUUCCGAGGUACCACUUGUCAGCGAAUCUGCUCCCCUGGUUUUUACGGGCAUCGCUGCAGCCAGACAUGUCCCCAGUGUGUCCACAGUAGCGGGCCAUGCCACCACAUCACAGGCCUCUGUGACUGUUUGCCUGGCUUCACGGGUGCCCUCUGCAAUGAAGUGUGUCCCAGUGGCAGAUUUGGGAAGAAUUGUGCAGGGAUUUGUACUUGCACCAACAACGGUACCUGCAACCCCAUUGACAGGUCUUGUCAGUGCUACCCAGGUUGGAUUGGCAGUGAUUGCUCUCAACCAUGUCCACCUGCCCACUGGGGCCCAAACUGCAUCCACACUUGCAACUGCCACAACGGGGCUUUCUGCAGUGCCUAUGAUGGGGAAUGUAAAUGCACUCCUGGCUGGACAGGACUCUACUGCACUCAGAGAUGUCCUCUGGGGUUUUAUGGCAAGGACUGUGCAAUGAUAUGCCAGUGUCAAAAUGGAGCCGACUGCGACCACAUCUCUGGACAGUGUACCUGCCGCACGGGAUUCAUGGGGAGGCACUGUGAGCAGAAGUGCCCUGCAGGAACCUAUGGCUAUGGCUGUCGCCAGAUAUGUGACUGUAUGAACAACUCCACCUGCGACCACAUCACUGGGACCUGUUACUGCAGCCCAGGAUGGAAAGGGGCACGAUGUGAUCAAGCUGGUGUUAUAAUCGUUGGGAAUUUGAACAGUCUAAGCCGAACCAGCACUGCCCUCCCUGCUGAUUCCUACCAGAUCGGGGCCAUCGCGGGCAUCAUCAUUCUUGUCCUCGUUGUUCUCUUCCUACUGGCGUUGUUCAUUAUUUAUAGACACAAGCAGAAGGGGAAGGAGUCAAGCAUGCCAGCGGUGACCUACACUCCUGCCAUGCGGGUCAUCAAUGCAGACUACACCAUUUCAGAAACCCUGCCCCACAGCAACGGUGGAAAUCCCAACAGCCACUACUUCACCAAUCCUAGUUACCAUACCCUUACCCAGUGUGCCACAUCCCCUCAUGUCAACAACAGGGACAGGAUGACCAUUGCCAAGUCAAAAAACAAUCAGUUGUUUGUGAAUCUUAAAAACGUGAAUCCUGGGAAGAGAGGCCCUGUGGUGGACUGCACAGGGACCCUGCCCGCAGACUGGAAACACGGUGGCUACCUCAACGAGCUCGGUGCUUUUGGACUUGACAGAAGCUAUAUGGGAAAAUCCUUAAAAGAUCUGGGAAAGAAUUCUGAAUAUAAUUCAAGUAACUGCUCCUUAAGCAGUUCUGAAAACCCUUAUGCCACUAUUAAAGACCCACCUGUACUUCUCCCUAAAAACUCCGAGUGUGGUUAUGUGGAGAUGAAGUCACCAGCACGAAGAGAUUCCCCUUAUGCAGAGAUCAAUAACUCAACUUCAGCCAAUAAGAAUGUCUAUGAAGUUGAACCCACAGUGAGUGUUGUCCAAGGAAUAUUCAGCAAUAAUGGGCAUCUCACCCAGGAUCCAUAUGACCUCCCAAAGAACAGUCACAUCCCUUGCCAUUAUGACCUGCUACCAGUCCGGGACAGUUCAUCUUCUCCCAAGCGAGAGGACAGUGGCAGCAGCAGCAGCAGCAGCAGCAGCAGCAGCAGCAGUGAAUGACACCACAGGACCACUGAACAACUGCUGGAACCCUUUCCAGAACUGCAGUUCAGUUCUCCAUCCUCGAGUUUGCCGCCUUUGGUGCAUGUUAAUGAACUUGGUAGGCAGUUGUUGGACAUGAACCAGAAAGCUCAAGCUGAGGCUGAUACGGAUCGUAGGUACUUUCUGUACAGGUGACUUGGAAGGAGAUAGUGACAUGAUUAGAACUGCCAUUAGUUUUAGAACUGCACUCACGAGGUAUGGAUUAUUGUAAGGCAUUGGCUAAAAGCAUGAACUUACAGAACUCCUUUGACACAUGGGUUGCAAUGGACACUGGUAUUAUUGCUUGGAAAUUUUAAAUAUGUUUUCUCAUUUGCAUUAUAGAACGGUACCUAGGAUUGUGCAGUUUAUCAUUAAUUUACUUCAGAAAAGUGGGAAUCACUAAACAUACAGAAGACAAGGGGCAUAUGAUUGAGUCUUAUUGCUUAUUUCUUUUCUGCUGGACUCAGAAUUGUAGGGAUUGUAUGAAUGGAGUAGGAAAGCUCUGUCAUGUGGCAGGACUGUAUACACUUUGAACACUAGAAGAGGAUAGCAAAUGUAAGUAUGAAAGCUUUAGCUUUUUUGGAAUGAGAAUUAUUUUAGAAAUAGUAGAAGUAUUGACAGAAGUCAACACACAGAUAUUCCAGGUGGAGGUGGUCUGUUUGACCCUUGACCCAUUUUAGAUCCAUGACAUUAUUCUGAUCACUCUUCCCAUCACACAUAGUCACCACCUGGCAUUCAUAACAUAUCAGUAAUUAUUUCAUAAACAUAGGAAUAAAAUAAUUUUAUUUUUGACAGACUGGAUUGAAUGAGUGUGUAAUGAUUGGUAAAGGUUGUAAAUUUUAAGUGUAAGAAGAUGCUUAAGUUUUAUAAACCAUUAGUAAUACGUGCUGUAACAUAGAAUUAGCAGAAAGUUUUGAUUAAUUUUUCCCCAGAAGUGACCGAAUAUUUUUGUGCAUAUUUGAAAAACGGGCACUUUCCUUUUAUUAAUUUUUGAUUUAGAUAAACUAUGCUUAAGCUGGUCUUUUGCAUUGCUAAUGUGAUAUGUACCCCAUUUUUCAUUAAUUUUGUAUUUUCAUUAAGUUGUAUAUUCCAUGUUUUGUAGUGUUUGGAUUGUUAAUGAAAAAAAUAUUAUAUGUUCAUUGUUUUUUGUAUCAUUGCCAUUCAUCUUUUGCUUGAUAAAGUGUAUUGCUUUUUUCUUUUGGAGAAAGGAAAUGAGAAUAUAUCAUUUCAAUCUAUUAAAACUGGUCAUUACUAAAAGUAUAGUAAACUUAGGUGAAUGGUUUUUAAUGGAAAUAGAGAAGAUUUUAAAUAUUACAAAUGGAGUUCCUUUUGAUCGGUUGGUUCUCUGAGUCUUAGUUAAACCAGGGGGAAGGGGAGCAGUGAAUACUACAGACUAGUCUUACUAAAGACCUCCAUUGUGGUCAUCAUAUAAUUUACCAUCCAAAAUGGGACACUUGAGAGUAGAUUAAGGCAUUAUUAGAAAUGCUUCUGUAUUAGGCUUAAAUCUGAACUGUUCCAGGCAAACCAGAAUAGAUGUUCAUCUUGUGCAAAAUUACUCAGUAACACUUUUUACUCCAAGGUAGUUGUCUUGUAAGAGUGCCUAUAUGAUGCAGGAAGUCCAGUUUCUCUUUCAUUAACCUAUAGGAGUAAGUAGAUGGGAUGAAAGGCUGAAUGAGGAAGCAACUUCAUAAGAGGAAUUCAGUGGUCUUCAAUCCUUUAAGACAUGACACUCUGUCUAAGUCACUUGAUUAUUAUAUGUUAUGCACCCCUUCCACCAGUAGUGUCCUUAGGCAUUGUCCCUGACAGUUUUGGAGUUGGAAUAUCAGCUAUUGCACGCCACACACCUGCGUCUGGGAUGGUAGUUUGGUCAGAUGGAUAACACAACAAGCACACGUAGGACACUUUCUCCUUUGAUUGCUGUUUCCUUUAAGGAACCCUGAAGUUAAUUCAUGGAAAUAAGAAAUUGCCUGGAAAAUGACUUAGAAACUAUUUGUUCCAAUUGUUUACCACUGGCUGAUCUUUGACUCUGGGGAUAGGCAUCGAAUCAAAACACGUGUAGGUUAAUAGCCACAAGGAAUCCUUUUUGCUAAAUAAAAAAAAUAAUAAUAAUAAGAUAUUUCCCCCCUUCUUUUUCUUAAGGAUUGUCUCUUCAGAGUUGUAAAUUUUAGUUUCCCCAUUAUUCCCUAGAGAUAGGUAAAACAAAACCCUACUUCUUUUCUCAUCCCACUACUAAGAAAGGAAAGCUUCAUGUGCAAAGGUAAUAGCAACUUACAUAGAGACUGGACAACAGGUGUGUACUCUAAACGCUGCGUGGUGCCUGAAGUGUUGUGCUGCAGCAAUUCUCAUUCAUCAGAAUUCACUCAGAAAUUUUCAAACAUCAGAACACAUUAGCACUUUGGAUAUUACAAAACUAUAUAUUAUAUUUGGAGUGGUUGAGAAGUAAAAUUUCUAGAUAUUUUGUUAUAAUUUCUCUCCUAUAUUCUGUGGCAGUCAAAGCACUGAGACAGUUUGGAGAUACUUUGCAAAGGCCAACCAUAUAAGAAUGUGAGCCAAAGUAUUAUUCUUUCCCUAGAAGUUGAUAUCUCAGACAAUUUGUAAAUUAUUUAUGUGUAUGUAUAAAUACAUAAAAACUUUCCCAAAUGAUAACUCAUAUGCUUUCUUUAAUAAGGAAAAUAUGUUAUUUGUGGUUAAUUUUAUGACGAUAAGGAAAAUCUCACAUUUAUUUAUAGUGUUUGAUAUCAAUUCCUCUCUCAUGACAUAGUAGUAAUGUUAACAAGAGUUUAAUGUGUUUAGCAUUUUCUUUAUGAUACCUAUAUUCACCAAUUUUAAGCAAACCAACCAUAUGCUUUUAUAAUAGAGUAGUAUAACCUGUCUCCACUAAAUUCCUGAGUGGUAUGUAUGUUGUGAGAAAUGCAAACAACUUGAUGAAAAUGUGGUCAUUUGACCUCAAUAUAGACAUUUGACCUCAAUGACACAGGAGUAGUCCGUUCUUGGGAUUUUUUUAAACUUAAACAUUCAAAAAGUUGAACAAGAGUAUUACAACUCCUUUUAUAAUUCCUAUAUAUUACAAGUCACUUACAAGACAAAAUAAUUUUAAAAGUUGUAUUUUCGGUUUGUGUUAUUUAAAAUAGCAAAAUUUCAAUCUCUGGGUAAUGUGUCUAUUAUUCAAAGUAAAUAUUGAAGAGAUAUUUUGCUCAUAAAGGCUCUAUGUCAUGGAAGUGUACAUAGAUAUACAAGUAUGAAUCACAAGGUGUGAUGGACGCCUGUUUAUUAACUGAAGAUGAACAGCAAGCUACCCAUUUAGAGUCUCCUUGUUAUUGGUAUCUUGACACUGAGUCUACUUACUCUAGUUCUAUAUUUAGUCUAGGCUUCAUUUUGAUAUGACCAAAUUACAGUAUGUAUUUUUAAAAGGAAAAAAAAACAAAACAAAAAUACAUUAGAAUUUACUUAAUAACAGCAAACAAAAUGCUUUCAGUAUUGAAAUAUCUCUAUUUUCCAAAGAUGGUAAACUUUCAUCAGAAUUAGUUUACAUCAUCAUUUA
This is a messenger RNA of Marmota monax (woodchuck), 7733 nucleotides long. RefSeq names its product multiple EGF like domains 10 (gene Megf10). Gene Ontology annotation, molecular function: scavenger receptor activity; protein binding. The record is from RefSeq and is a predicted model, not a curated record. The transcript has 25 exons. Lineage: Eukaryota; Metazoa; Chordata; Mammalia; Rodentia; Sciuridae. The coding region runs from base 743 to 4171 and encodes 1142 amino acids.